This is a messenger RNA of Colletotrichum navitas, 822 nucleotides long. Its product is annotated as major facilitator superfamily domain-containing protein. Gene Ontology annotation, molecular function: transmembrane transporter activity. The record is from RefSeq and is a predicted model, not a curated record. Gene Ontology annotation, biological process: transmembrane transport. The transcript is spliced from 2 exons. Bases 1 to 822 code for a protein of 273 amino acids. Gene Ontology annotation, cellular component: plasma membrane. Lineage: Eukaryota; Fungi; Ascomycota; Sordariomycetes; Glomerellales; Glomerellaceae.
AUGCCUGAAGCCAUGCACGAGUCCUUGACCGGCGGUGCGAGAGACUACGACGCUCCCGGCGGCGGCAACACUGUGAAUUCUUCUUCUUUGGGGGAAGCAAGUACAGAACCUUCAGAAACUUCAAAUGCAAGCGAUGACACUACCACCACACGCGCGAGCCAGGCCAAGCGGGACUGGAGGUCUUGGGCUCCCCUGGUCUCCAUCAACCUCGCUGAGUCGCUCACGGCUCUGGAAGGAACCAUGACGUCGACGGCGCUUCCCUCAAUCGUCGACGAGCUUGGCGGCGGCCGCCUCUGCAUCUGGAUCGUGAACGGGUAUUUGUUCGCCAUCCCUUGUUCGGACAGCUGGCCAACGUCUUCGGCCGCCCAUUUCGUGCUCGGAAGCGGCGUCUGCGCCGGCGCAAACAACGUGGGGACCCUCAUCGCCGGGCGGGUCAUCCAGGGCAUCGGGGCCAGCGGCACCACCGUGCUCACCGAGACCAUCAACUGCGGCGUGGUGCCGCUGAGGGAGCGCGGCAAGUUCCUGGCCAUCGUCAUGGGCAUGAUCUUCCAGGGCGCCGCGCUCGGCUCACUCUUCGCCGGCCUCACCGUGCAGUACUCGAGCUGGCGCUGGACCCUUUACCUGGUGCUGCCCGUGGGCGGCGCCGCCCUCUCAGCCCUCUUCUUCUUCCUCAACGUUGGGUACCAGAAGGAGACGAACCUGGCCACCAGGAUUUCGACAAUUGACUGGACGGGCAACGUCAUCUUCAUCGCCUCCAUCACAUCGGUCCUGAUCGGGUUGUCGUGGGCCGGAGUGCUGCACCCGUGGGAGCUGGCAUGCUGA